Penaeus vannamei (Pacific white shrimp) is the source of this 2195-nucleotide messenger RNA. The record is from RefSeq and is a predicted model, not a curated record. Lineage: Eukaryota; Metazoa; Arthropoda; Malacostraca; Decapoda; Penaeidae.
AGCUCUGAGUCAUAUUAUGACUGGCUCUCCUCAGCCCCUAGAUUUCGCACCAAAGUGAUGCAGUUCAGCCUGGAUUGCUGCGCUUACAGCCAGACCUGAGCUUACAGAACACCAAUUGAACUGUGCCUUAAGCAAAAUGACUCGUCAGCAGAAGUUGACUCCAAAGGAUCCAAAUCUCGGCACAAAAUUGCAAAAACGACCCCACAAUGAAGUGCGUGGAAUCUUCCCCAAAGGAUCCUUAGAAGAAAUGGUUGAUUCAUGUAACGACCCUGUUCUUGGUAUACAGUUUGUAUAUAAGGAAGUGAUACACGGCAAAGAGAAAUUCACCUGCCAGCUUUGUCAGAAAUCAUCUGAUGUGACAAGAAUUAAGACUUCAAGAAUGUUUGAACAUUUGACUUCCUUAUCCCACAACAGGAAAUACAUGGAAAUAAAGUUUGGACAUACGAAGGACCUUUUGCUGCACUUUAAGGAUGAAGCUCGUCAGAUUGAAGAGCGCGAAGGAAAAAUUCACCAACCCAUCAUUGACUUUACACAUCAGUUACCACCAGACCUGAGAGCAGACUUGGGCGGCUACACCCACAGUCCUAACCAGUCCAGCAGCCAGUCACGGAGGCAUCGAUCUAGAAGUCGUUCACACAGUCGUAGAUCAAGAAGUUUGUCCAGAGACCGAGACUCUAGAAGUCAUUCACGCAGUCGCUGCUCUAGAAGUCCCUCACGUAGUCGACGAUCUAGAUCUCGAUCCACUAGUUCCACUUCUAGAAGUUCAUCGAUCAGUCCAGAAGAAUCCAGAACUUCCACUGGCCAUGCCUCGAGGGUCCACUCCAAAGACAGAAAAGCAGAGAGUCCUUUUGAUAAAGCAGAUGCUGUUCCAGAACAGAUCCCACUUCCUCCUCCUCCACCACCUCCUCUUCCUCAGAAACCGCAAACAGCAGAGGCUGAAGUAGAGGUUGACAUGCAUGAAGAUCCAAGACCAAUUUUAGAUGAAAUAAAGCUACUACACCAGAGUGACUGCAAAGACAUGCUGCUAGAAGAUACUGACAUGCAGGCAUGUAUGAUCCAGACUCUCUGGACACUAAACCUCAAGCUGGACAAAUAUUAUAAUCGUAGUGGCACCACAUACAGGUUGCAUGAAGACAAAGAGGUGAUACUUAUGUCGGAUGUAACAAACAAGCUGAAGGAUUAUAUAAAACAGCUGAUUUUGAUUCCUCCAGAGUCACACUAGCUCUAGUAAUCAGUUGCAAGUAUUUUUUUUUUUUUUUUACUUUUUUCUUUCUUCCUCUCCCUUCCCUUUUGUUUUUAUUCAGUUCUAUAGAUUCAUAAAUGUGAGGAUUGAUUCAUCAUUAUAAUCAUCAUUACACACCAAGUUGUAUGUAUUACAUUAUUCAGGUGUAUAAUGUGUUUUUUUAAUCACUGAUUACAGAAAGGUAAUGGAGAUUUAUUCUUCUCAGAAUCAAUUGAUUUCAUUUGUUUUCUGAAAACUGAAUUAGUUUGAUUUUAAUUUUUUUUGUACUCAAACAUGAACAGUGUCUAUGAGCAAGAAUCAGUGUAUUGUUGAUAUGUAUUCAUAAAGUAGUAGUAUUGAACAGAAUGGAUUGAAAAAAAAUGUGAUAUGGAUGAACGUGUCAGUUCUUUGACAAAAUUAUUGCAUUUAUUAUUAGAGAAAUUUUGCAGAUUAUGCUGUAUGUACCAUGUUUAUAUGAUAUAAAUAUUUGACAGAAAAUGUUUAUUGUGUUUAUCCAUAUGAAUGUAUGGAUGUCUGAUGCAUUAUGGAGCAUCUGUUAUGAAUAAAUUGUACCUUUAUGACUCCAAAAGCGGAUGUGUUGAUUCUUUUAGAAUAUUGUCCUUUAGCGAUUUAGAUUUUGUUUGAUUUUUUCUUAUGUUCUUUUUCUUUCUUUCUUGUUAUUUAUCUUGAUCUUUUCAUAUGGCAAUGUAGACUGAUGUUCUUUUUUGUCAAAAAAUAUAUUUUUUAAAAACUUCUGAUGUGAUAGUCUUUUAUACAUUAUAAAAUCUUAAGAUGAUCUUCAAAUAUUGUAACUGGUAGUUUUGAUAUGUAUUUUAAUUUCACUGUAACUGCACUGUGUUAUAAAGGUAUUAUUGAUGAUAAUGAUAUUUAGAAACUGAUGUUGCUUUGUGUAUGUAUGCACAAUGAAGUUUUUUAUUUCAGUCUGAAAAAGCAAAUAAACAGUUGAAUUUUC